CUGAAUUCUACUUCUUCCUUUUCAAAAGUAUUUGAAUCAUUGAAAAACACAAGAUGGGAUGUGCAUCGUCGAGAAAUGUAGCUCCAAAUACAAGAGAAUGGCCAAAUGACUCCCAUCACUUCUAUAAACAAGAAGUUUGUUGGAACAGACUGUGCAGCUUAUGUGACCAAUUUCUCGUCGGAUACAUGAAUUAUUCUGCCCAGUGUACAAAAUGCAAUGCGACAGUACAUAAGUGGUGUGCACCUCAUUUCAAAAGUUUCUGCAUGAAGGGAUUUCCAGAUGUUGAUAGAAAAGAAAAGCUUGUUAAGGAAAUCUGCUAUGAAGGUCAUAAACUGGUUUUGGUUAAGAAGCAGUUUCACACAAGAAGAUGCUGGUGUUGCGCAGGUUACGUCGGAAGAUACUACCAUUUGUGUUACGUUUGCAAAGAAGUGGAGAUAGUUGGCUCCAUUCUUGAAGAAUAUGAAUCGGUUGCAGGGGCUAAAAUCAAUGCUGAGAUAUCGGUGGGCUUGCGACUGAGCAUCUGUGGAGUUUGCAACUUUAUCUGCCACCCACAUUGUAUUGGGAAUAUGAAGCUUACUUGCAAAACUGUGCAGAAAGAUAACUUUUGUAAUGAAAUACAAGGACAUAAAUUUGUAUUAACCUACAAAAAAUUUUGGACACAGUGUGAGAAAUGUCAUUUUAACCUGGAUAUUUUCCUUACUCCUGCCUACAAGUGUAAAGAAUGUGGAAUAAAAGUACACAGUGAUUGUAAACACUUCUACAAUUUUGAAUGCCCUUCAACAUACCUUUCUCUGGGAAUUGCUUUUCUUCACGAAGGACAUUCUACAGUGAUGACACAAAAAUUCUUUUGUUACGGAUGUGAUAGUGAUCUUUAUGGUUGUGAACGCGAAAGUCGUUUCUGUCACUUCAGCAAAAGAUUUUAUUGCACUAAUUGCCAUAGCAACCAUUCAGAAAUAUUACCAGAGAGGGUUCUUCUCCAUUGGGACUUCGCUCCUGAUACGGUAUGUGAUUGGUCAAGACUUGUCCUGAGAUAUAUGCAUUCGAAAUCAUUCAUAUCACUGGAGGAAGUUUCUUCACUCGUAAUACAACUACACCGGGAACUCAUAUCAAUUGAAAGAAUAUUACUGGAGAUUAUAUCAUACUAUGAGAAUCUUCCAGAGUGCAAGAAAGCUUUUGACAGAAUAUUAUACAAGAUCAAAAAUUGUUGGCCUAAUUUACUUGAGAUACCCCUCCAUUUUUCUCUUUCGAAUUUUGAAGAUAUUUAUAAGUGUUUCAACUGUGAAAACCCAUCUAAAGACUUAUUUUGCCCAAUUGUAAUUGAGUCACAUGAGAAGAUAAUUCAACAUGUUCGCCAUAACUGUAAGACUUGUAUUAGUAAAUCUUACAGUUGUGCCAUCUGUUGCCCAGCUUCACCAGACAGUGAAAUAAAUAAAGAAUUUGAAGAUGUUCUCUAUCCUUUUGAAAAUAGUGUCAUUAAAUGUCCAAAUGAAGAAUGUACAUUUCCAGUUUGUGUUCAUAGGAGAUGUCUCAAGAGGAAUCCAGACUUUGUUUGCCCAAACUGUAAAUCAAAGAUUGAAGACAAAUAA
Messenger RNA from Octopus bimaculoides (California two-spot octopus), 1586 nucleotides. Its product is annotated as differentially expressed in FDCP 8. The record is from RefSeq and is a predicted model, not a curated record. NCBI's taxonomy places the organism in Eukaryota, Metazoa, Mollusca, Cephalopoda, Octopoda, Octopodidae.